Messenger RNA from Amborella trichopoda, 3664 nucleotides. NCBI's taxonomy places the organism in Eukaryota, Viridiplantae, Streptophyta, Magnoliopsida, Amborellales, Amborellaceae. The record is from RefSeq and is a predicted model, not a curated record.
AAGAAAAAAAAUUAAAACUUUAAAUUUCGAGUUUGCUGGUGGGAUUCUUUUCACCCAUUCCUUUAGUAAAAACGGAAAACCGCUUCUCAUGAACCAGAGCUUUAAUGCCGGUCUUUUUGCUUUGAAAUAGAAAAGGAAACCAAACCAGGUUUCAUUUUCUCUCUAAUUGCAAUUUUCAAUUCCUCCAUUAUUGAGUUAAAGCUCUGAGACCUGAGAGUGAGGUGGUUAAUGGCGUUUUCUCUCAAAAUGGAGUGCUUCUCUUUGCUGAGGCACGGCGAAUGAGAGAUUAGGUCACUUUAAUGGCUAAUUUCAGGUUUGCAGCUGUAGCUCCAAUGGAAUCAAGCUUUUCGUUUUUCAGUGGAGUGGUAUGGUUGUGUGCAAACCUUUGUGUGAACAAACCUUCUUUAAAUUUUGAGCCAUUCCUUCUCUAUGUGUGUCUUCCAUCUUAAUUUUUUAUCUGAUCUUUUGAAGACCCAUUUCCUUCACCCUUUAAAGGAUGAUGAACUCAUCAUCAUCUUGUGGUUUCCAUCCAGCGAAUGUCUUAGAAGGAAUCAAUGACUCUAAUUUUGAUUUCAAGUUUUUUCUCAUCGAUCCAUUUAUUUAGCAGUAGUUUUUGUGGUGGGCACCACUCCGUCUUCAUACACCAAUUUGAAGCGAUUCGUUAACUCCAAAGGGUCGGUGUAUGUACAUAUUAGUCAGGGGGAGAUACCAUACCGUUUUGCCUCUAUCCUUUGAAGACUGACCACUUCAAGAGCAUUUCUUUCGGCCAGGGUUGAAAGUCCUACUUCUUCAAUCCUCUCUAUCAGGUAUCUUUUCCUGAUGGCUUAGUGUAAGUGAUCAACCAUUUGGAAACAGAGGAUUUCUCAUUCACUGCCUUUCUGUAUAAAUGUAACGGAAAUCACAAUAUCAUCCAUUUUUCCUGCUUUCUUUGAAUGGCAGGAAUCUCUUUUGCAUGGCUAAGCAAUAAAAGCCAUUUAUUUCUAAACACAACCUUCCUCUUCCUCCUCUGUUUCUACUUAACCACUCUUUUCCAGUCACCCACUACACAGCUUCAAUUUCAAUCCACAAGUCCCACCUCAACAACCACUUCUAUCCAGCAUAAUAUCGCUCAAGAAAGCUGUCAAGUCUUACAGAUAUACAAGAGCUCUCAAGCCAAGUGUGAAUACUUAAAAAGCACUACACUUUGUGAAUCUGAAGGAUACAUAGACUAUCUCUGGCUUUUCUACUGUGUCUGUGGAGGAUAUCCUGCUCUUGGAUAUACCCUUCUCAUCUUUUGGCUUAUUGUUCUGUUUUAUCUAUUGGGAAACACAGCUGCCGAUUACUUUUGCUAUUCUCUCGAAAGCCUCUCCUGCCAUUUAAAACUUUCCCCUGCGUUAGCUGGAGUGACCCUUCUUUCUCUUGGCAAUGGAGCUCCCGAUGUUUUUGCAGGCAUCGUUUCCUUUAUAGGAGCUGGCAAAGCAGAAUUGGGCAUUAACAGCAUCCUUGGUGGGGCUUUCUUUGUUUCAUGCUUUGUUUCUGGAUUAAUUAGCAUGUUUGUGGCCCCCCAAGAAGUACUCAUUCACAAGAAGAGCUUUAUUAGAGAUGUGUGCUUUCUCCUGUUCUCUCUGGUUUCUCUCUUGGUGAUACUCAUUAUUGGAAAGAUCAACAUCUGGGGGGCAAUAAGUUUUACUCUUUUAUAUGUCGUUUAUGUUUUAGUUGUAUGGGCUUGCCAUUUCAUGAGUGAAAAGAACAAAGAAGAGAGCUUAUUCACAAACGACCCCAUUCUACCCACUUCUAGGACCCUUGUGUCAAAUGGGUGCGAAGAAAACCCACAAUUGAGUGAACCUCUCUUGAGUGACAACGAAAAUGAACCCGACCCAAUAGAAGAGAAAAAAAGGUUCGGUUGGGUAUGUAGCCUGAAAACUCUAGUUUGGGUGUUCGAAUUGCCUUUAUCUUUGCCAAGGAGGCUCACUAUCCCUUUGGUAUCAAAUGAGCGUUGGUCCAAGCCUUUUGCCAUCGCUUCUGUUACAUUAGCACCAAUCUUUUUAUCAGCUCUAUGGAGCUCACAAGAAAGCCAGAUGGGGCGCAAAAUGCUCAUUGCUAUAUACAUUGCAGGCGCUUCAUUAGGGAUUGUAUUGGGGAUUCUUGUUUAUUUGACAACUCAUAGGAGACACCCACCUAGAAAAUUCCUCUUUCCAUGGCUUGCAGGGGGUUUCUUAAUGAGCGUUGUAUGGUCUUAUAUAAUAGCAGAGGAAUUGGUUGCACUAUUGGUAUCACUGGGGAACAUUGCGGGUGUGAACACUUCAAUACUGGGCUUAACAGUAUUGGCUUGGGGUAAUUCCAUUGGAGAUUUGAUUGCCAAUUUUACCCUCGCCAUGAAGGCUGGGCCUGAUGGGACCCAGUUUGCCAUAUCGGGGUGCUAUGCAGGGCCCGUGUUCAACACACUUGUGGGAUUGGGCUCUUCUCUGGUUUUCUCUUCCUGGAAAGAGUACCCCUCUUCUUAUUCGAUCCCAAAGGAUUCGACUCUAUAUCAGACCGUGGGUUUCUUAGUGGGUGGUCUAUUAUGGGCCCUUCUCAUUUUGCCACGAAAAGGAAUGCGGCUCAAUAGGACCUUUGGUGUUGGACUUUUGUCUAUAUACCUCUGUUUUCUGUGUCUCAGGCUCACAGAAGCCAUUUGGUCGCUGAAAUGAGGGCUUAAAAGAAACACGCACGACUUUCUUUCUAUCACUAGUGUACAUAAAGCUUCUUUGAAUGUGCAAGUGGAAGGGGCUAAUUUGAAGAAGGUUCAAUUGCUGACUGAUUAGAACUUUAAGAAAAGGUCAGUCCUCUGAACAUGAUUCUGUAGUUUUAGCCUCUACCAUAAAGAAGUUUUUACAUGUAUAUGUUUAAUUUAUUAGACCCUGAUUUCAUGUUAAUUUUGGUUAGUAAUUGUAACAAGAAAAGGAUAAGAAUUAUCCAGAUUUAUGAAAGUGUAGAUGACUUUUUAAUGCAAUGCAUUUGUAGGUUCCGAUCUGGCAAAGCAAGCUUUGGAUAAUUCUUAAUUAUUGUGAUAAUGUAAUUUGAUUGAUAACUUCUUUAGGUAGAGAUAUCGUGCACAAUCAAAGGAAAGAGACCUUGAAAAGCCACUAGAAUUGCAUAGUUAGACCUCGAAUUGGAACCAUGUUUUGUUGUUUCUGACGAUUUGGAUGGUGGAGUUUGGUGAUUACAAGUAGCUGUGAUGUUUAGGGUUUGUUUGUCAGCUUCUCCCGCCAUGAUUGUGAGGGGGUAGUCCCACCUAUUAAGCGUGUCAUGGGCUUGAUCUUGCCGGUGGUUGUCGUACUUGGCCGCCUUAUGUGGGGAAAGGGUCCACCUUAUGAGCAUGUGACUGGUUGUUCCCCUCUUUCUCUCUCACUUGUCUGUCUCAUUCUCAGCCCUUUUGCUAGGGUUGCAUCUCUAUAUAUAUAUCUUUUUAUUUUAUUUGAUGCCAAUAGAUAGUCCACUCCCCGGAUAAAACUCCAUCUAUUAUCAAUUUUAGGACUCCGAAUUUGUGGGAUAUAGCUUCUUUAACACAUGAAUUAACUUCAAAAAAAAAAAAUCUCAAGAUUGAAUAGAGACCGUCCUAUUUUAGAGUGUAAGAUCUAAAUCUCUUAUUCUCUCUGGGGAAAUCCUUUCAAUGAAUAUUAAAUAUGGCCAGCCGGUCAAUCUC